UCCUCUUCGCUGCUCCGCCCCCGAGUCGCGGUUGGCGCCAAAAUCAGACUCCCGGGCCCGGCCCGCCGCCGGAAGAGCCAUGUCAAAGAAAAAAGGGCUGAGUGUGGAGGAAAAGAGAACCCGCAUGAUGGAAAUAUUUUUUGAGACGAAAGAUGUAUUUCAAUUAAAGGACAUGGAGAAGAUUGCUCCCAAAGAAAAAGGCAUUACUGCGAUGUCUGUGAAAGAAGUGCUCCAGAGCUUGGUUGAUGAUGGUAUGGUUGACUGUGAGAGGAUCGGAACGUCCAAUUAUUAUUGGGCUUUUCCAAGUAAAGCUCUUCAUGCAAGGAAACGAAAGUUGGAGGUUCUGGAAUCUCAGUUAUCCGAGGGAAACCAAAAGCAUGCAAACCUCCAAAAAAGCAUCGAGAAAGCUAAAAUUGGCCGACACGAAACAGAAGAAAGAGCAAUGUUAACAAAAGAGCUUUCUGCGCUUCGAAUCCAAAGGGAACAGCUAAAGGCAGAAAUAGAAAAAUACAGAGAAUGUGACCCACAAGUUGUGGAAGAAAUCCGUCAAGCGAAUGAAGUAGCCAAAGAAGCUGCGAACAGAUGGACUGAUAAUAUAUUUGCAGUAAAAUCUUGGGCUAAAAGAAAGUUUGGACUGGAAGAAAAUAAAAUCGAUAAGAAUUUUGGAAUUCCAGAAGACUUUGACUACAUAGACUAA
Sorex araneus (European shrew) is the source of this 697-nucleotide messenger RNA. It is a transcript of the gene MND1, whose product is annotated as meiotic nuclear divisions 1. Gene Ontology annotation, molecular function: double-stranded DNA binding. Gene Ontology annotation, biological process: reciprocal meiotic recombination. Gene Ontology annotation, cellular component: nucleus. Lineage: Eukaryota; Metazoa; Chordata; Mammalia; Eulipotyphla; Soricidae. The record is from RefSeq and is a predicted model, not a curated record. The transcript is spliced from 8 exons. Bases 80 to 697 code for a protein of 205 amino acids.